AUGUGUCAAAAUUAUCCGUCGGCGCUUGAAGGCCUUACCCCAGUCGAGGAGUGUCUUAUUGCUAGGUGCCAUCCCCUCGGAAUAAUUUUGAAGUUGCGCCCUGGGGGCCACACGUCACCGGUAUCCCAUCGUGCUCUGCGCGGCCACUUCAUCGUCAUCCCGCAGGACCCAGAGCCACUUCUUGAAAUUCUUCCGAGCCCAGCAUUAAUGUUGCAUUAUGUGAUUAGGGUGUUUUGGUUGGGAAAACAGCCCGCCACCUACGCGGAUUUAUCUCCAUUUUUGCUGGUACGAAAGCAUAGGGUACUUAGGGCUCUCCAAUAUCUAACACGACAUAAUCAUGUUUAUCACAAUGUUAUCGUCAACCCUCAAGUGAUCGACACGUGGGAUGACGACUUCAUUCCAGCCGAACUUGAAGAGAAGAUCAUUUCUGUGGAUGUGCCAGAUAGCCUGGAACGAGAGGGCUACUCGGUUCAUUUGGAUGCUAGUAACCACGAAAAUGAUUUCCAGGCCGCACAAGAUACUGACUGGGAGAUGGGUAUAAAUGCGCCACUGGUGACUGGGUCUGUUUCCACCGGUAUUAACGGUGAACGUCAGAGCCCCGAGAGGCGCCUCUUGAAAGCCUUGUUGGACAUAGUUGCAAACCCUCCCGCAUCAUCCAUCCAACAUACACUUACACAUGGCCAGCAGCAAAUACCUAGCCUUUCUUACAGAAUCCGGGGCCAGGCAACCCUUGUAGACCAUUGGCAUGAUGCAGCGUACUUUACUGGUGCCUUUCCAACUUUGUUUUCGCUGGGCAUUGGAGGUCAUCUGGACGAACGCCCUUUGGACGUCUUUUUAUCUUCAUUUGCGGAGUGGGCACUGAAGCACCACAGCAGGAGAUUCGCGCGCCACAGAACCUUUAUGUAUCUGAUAUACGAUGUGCUACAGAUUCGAAAAUCUUCACUCGGGAAUAAGUUGGUUCUUCAACGUCGGCACUGGUCAUCAACCACUGGCGAUAUUUCUUCUCUUACAGAGGAUCGGCUUCGUGCUGCGCUUCGCGAUCUAGAAAACCUUCAUGAAGUCAAAGAUCCACCGGUUUCCCGUCUGCUACAUGUUAUGAAAGCAAUUGCCAUGUCUCAUCGUCUGUUUUGGAAUGCCUGCUUUUGGAUUACCAUCAAUCCCUCAGAUUUACGAAGUCCACUUGUCAUCAUCUUGGCUGGUAUUGAGUAUUCCGACGAUAUCUUGUCCGCCUCGAAUUCCGUUAUUCGAGAUGCGACCGCUACGUCCAACCCAGGGGCGGUUGCCUCAUUUUUCCAUAGUGUUUGUACCGCUGUUUUGGAGGGUUUGUUCGCUAGCGGGCGCGAUCGCACUGGAAUUCUCGGAGAUGUUUCAAAUCAUUAUGGCGUGGUUGAGAUCAAUGGCAGAGGGAUGUUGCAUUUACACGCAAUGGUGUGGCUCAAAGGCAACCUCUCAUUUGCUAAUCUGCGAAGCGGCGUCCUUGCCGACGCCGACUUUGCUACGCGCGUUCUCCACUGCCUCGAAAGUGUCAUCAUCCAGAGCGUAGAUGAGAGUACUCCCGUUGAUCCGAAAGUCAAUCUUGCGCCAAUGGGCCCCUCUGCUUCCGACCCAGAAUCAGAUCAUGAUUUCCACCUUGGACUAUUUAAUGAUAGCAACAUUGCUCGGUCUAAACAAUUGCACUCCAAAAGGCACUUCGCCACGUGUUUCAAGUACCGCCCGACAGACCGGUCUAAAAGCACGUGUCGCUUUGGGAUGCCCCGUGAAAUCAUAAAUCCGUGGAAUCCCACCAUUGCCAGCUGUCUCCGUCCAAAUCACGACAUCUCUUGGAUCCCGACCGUCUCGAAAUCGUUGGCUCUAGUCUACUACAUCGCCAACUACGCCACUAAAGACGAUGUGUCUCCAUGGCAGAUGGUAGCGAAAGGAGUAUUCUUGAAGCAAGCAAUCGAAAAGGCAAAAGUCGCUGACCCAUCAACCGCCACUGAUCUGCGGCUUCGGGAAAGGAAUAUGGAUAAUUUCGCGCUCCGUUGCUUCGAUAGUCUGGCGCACGACCGGAAAGUGAGCGGUGUUCAGGUCGCCAGUACCCUGCUCCAUCUUCCUAACUACUACACUGUCAACACCAGAUUCGUCCGUGUCAACAUGUGGCAGUACGUACGUGAUCUUCGACGUGGUUCCAGUACAGAUGCUGAUGAUUCCGCUGGAACUGCCGACGAGCCCUGUACAUUCCAAGCUGGGGAUACAGCUCCAGUAAGUUUGUUCGACAAUUAUAAAUGGCGUGGAGCCGACCUUGCCGCCUUCUCAUUCUUUGAGUACUGCAUGCUGGUCCAAAUAGGAAGCAAGCGAAGGAAUCAUCCUGAUCACUUUGACUUUCACCCGCGCCACCCGAGACGUAGUGCCUGUGUCCAGCAUGUCGCCCGCUUACCGUCCCAGAUAGCCAUAGUCCCAUUCAGUGGCCAACUCACACAGUAUCAAACGGCAGAAGACUCCAUCCGUGGAGGGCAUCCGAUGACCGAUGCCAUUGCGAAUGAUCUUGCGGAGAUACUUCUCGGCCUUUUUGUUCCCUGGGACAAACUACGCGAUAUGUGUCUUUUUGAGCCUCCCGAAACCAAUGUUUUGUCACACAUCUGGUCGUCGGUCAAACCCACGCUUGCGCCACAUAUCCAAGAAUUUGCCGCAAAUAUCGAGCUUCUCCGGAAAUCAAAGGACGAUUGCCAGAUAGACGCUAGAUUACGACACUCUAUGAACAACCCCGCCGAGCUGUUCGACCGCCAUGUUGAUCACAUAGAUUCGGCCGACCUUGAGCGGAUAGACGCACAGGAUAACGAUUGUUUCGUACCUCCUGAGGAUGAAAGAUUCACGGCGGAGACUUUGAUUGCCGCCUAUAAUACUGACGGCGGCCCGUCUGAACCUGCUACCGCGCAACUGCAUGACUUUGAUCUAGCAGAUGAAGAUGGCAUGCUACAACCCGUAUUGACAAACGCAAGCAUGUCUGGUGAUACACCAGCACGGCUUGCUCUCCUCGAAAAUCCAACGCCAGAUUCAGUGUUGACGCUGAUCUGCACAGAUAUCCUACUGAAUAUGAAGCAAUCGCUCGUGGUGCGGAAGUUACUAACCGAAAUUAUCAUGUGGGCUGAUCAUUACUGUGAUCCAUCAAGGCGCAAGCAACUUCUCCUCUGCAUUACGGGAGAAGGUGGCACGGGUAAGACCCAGAUACCUAAGGCCAUCGAAGCCGCUCUGGAUAUUCUUGGUCGGAAGCACGAGAUCAUCCCGACCGCCCCCACGGGGGCUGCAGCAGACAAUUUAGGAGGUAACACCUAUCAUACUUCUCUUGGCAUCAAUAUUUCCUAUAAAGCAGCCAUCGGCACCCGCGUUAGAAGGCUACGGGCGCAAAAGACUAUCUUGGUUAUUGACGAAAUGAGCAUGAUGGAUUUAAGAAUGCUAAGCGUGAUCAACAAUCAAUGCAAAGUCGCUCGGUCACUGCCGAGAUCCUCUCCCGACCUCUUUGGCGGCCUUCCUAUCGUGAUUCUUAUGGGCGAUUUCUUCCAGUUCUCUCCUGUUCGCGGCCCACCAUUAUGGAAAGAACCAAGGCAUGGAGUUGAUGAGGACGCCGCCGGCCGGCAGAUCUGCGUAGGUUUGAACAUGUCAUCAUUCUCGAUGAGCAAAUAA
Molecule: messenger RNA, 3660 nt
Organism: Penicillium samsonianum
Lineage: Eukaryota; Fungi; Ascomycota; Eurotiomycetes; Eurotiales; Aspergillaceae
Exons: 5
Coding region: 1-3660 (1219 amino acids)
Biological process (GO): telomere maintenance; DNA repair
Molecular function (GO): DNA helicase activity
Source: RefSeq, a predicted model, not a curated record